GUUGCUGGUGAUAGUGGUGGUGGUGGUGGUGGUGAAUCGUCGGGAGUAAGUGAAACGCCGUCGUCGCCGUCGCCGUCGACGUGACCAUCGUCAUCGUCGUCGUCGCCGCCGUCGUCGUCGUCGUCGUCGUCGUCGGUGGUGGUGCAAGUGGUGCCGGUAUCGUCGCCGGUGGUGUUGAUAGUAGUAGUAGUAGUAAUAGUAGUAGGAGGGAGCCGAGAGUGAGAGAGACACCGGUGGAACGAGAGAGAAGGAGAGAGAAAGAAGACGGGGACCACGAGGACGACGACGAGGCGUCAUCGUCGUCGUCGUCGCCGCGGUGGCGAGAUAAUACCCGUCUCCCGUCAAUCGGGACAAUCGUCUACUUCAAUUCGGACACGUUGAUCGGCGGUAUCGCGUUAUCGAAGGAGAGAAAGAAACGGACAGACAGACGGAUAGGAGCAGCAGCCGCAACGAAGGUCGCCGCCGGUCGGCGAGCAGCACUUGCUGUCACUGCGAAUCGCUCUCCCUUCCUCCUCCCGGUACUCGCGCCUCCUCGUCGCACUUCUGCUCUUCCAUCACCGUCUCCUCCUCCUCCUCCUCAUCCUCCUGCUCCUCCUUCUUGGCCGGCACCACCUCCUCCGUCAAAGGAAGAUUCCGCUGUCCUGAGCCAUGGCGUGCUGCCUGUCGGAAGAGGCGAAGGAACAGAAACGCAUCAACCAGGAGAUCGAGCGGCAAUUGCGGAGGGACAAGCGGGAUGCCAGGCGGGAGCUCAAGCUGUUGCUACUCGGAACCGGCGAGUCGGGCAAGUCCACGUUCAUUAAGCAGAUGAGGAUCAUCCACGGCUCCGGCUACUCGGACGAGGACAAGAGAGGGUUCAUCAAACUUGUGUACCAAAACAUUUUCAUGGCGAUGCAGUCCAUGAUCCGGGCCAUGGACCUCCUGAAGAUUCAGUACGGCGAUUCCUCGAACAUAGAAAAAGCGGAACUCGUGCGAAGCGUGGACUUCGAGACGGUGACGACGUUCGAGAGCCCGUACGUAGAGGCAAUCAAGGACCUGUGGGCGGACGCCGGUAUACAGGAGUGUUACGAUCGCAGACGGGAAUACCAGCUCACGGACUCAGCCAAGUAUUACCUAAUGGAGAUAGAUCGAGUCGCGGCACCAAACUACCUCCCCACAGAACAGGACAUUCUUCGUGUGAGAGUGCCCACCACCGGUAUAAUUGAAUAUCCCUUUGACUUGGAAGAGAUCCGAUUUAGUUAUCUUAGUGAUCUAGACCGUAUCGAAAAGCCUGAUUUCCUUCCGACCGAGCAAGACAUCCUCCGGGCACGAGCUCCCACCACCGGCAUUAUAGAAUAUCCGUUUGAUCUGGACUCCAUCAUAUUUAGGAUGGUAGACGUAGGUGGACAGAGGUCGGAAAGAAGAAAGUGGAUCCAUUGUUUCGAAAACGUCACUUCAAUUAUAUUUUUAGUAGCUCUAAGUGAAUAUGAUCAAAUUCUAUUUGAAUCGGAAAACGAGAAUCGAAUGGAGGAAAGUAAAGCACUCUUCAAAACGAUUAUAACAUAUCCCUGGUUUCAACACUCUUCUGUUAUUCUGUUUCUCAACAAGAAAGAUCUACUAGAGGAAAAAAUCAUGUAUUCUCAUCUCGUCGACUACUUUCCGGAAUAUGAUGGUCCGCAGAGAGACGCCAUAGCAGCUAGAGAAUUCAUUCUGAGGAUGUUUGUUGAGUUGAACCCGGACAGUGAGAAGAUUAUUUAUUCCCACUUUACGUGUGCCACAGAUACGGAAAACAUCAAGCUUGUGUUCUGCGCUGUUAAGGAUACGAUCAUGCAAACCGCGCUUAAGGAGUUUAAUCUUGCUUAAUGCGAUCACACGAACUGUAUAGAUAUUAUCAAAUGUGUGCGUAGACUUCUGACGAUGCCAUUUGAUAUUUGAACGUCGAUAGUGAUGUAGAUCUGUGCCACAUGAAUCUGUGACGAAAUUGAUUUAGUACGAUAACUCAACCAGCGAGUGCUAAAAGUAAUCAAAUAGUAUAGCGAUUGCGGCAGAUACUAAUGCAAAGAACGAGUUAAUGCGAGUUUUAAAUGUUACUGUAUGCUGCUCUCUCCCAAAAAAACUUAAUCUGUGUGGCUUAGCUCUGUGUCGCUCUCAGCGAUUCGUCUAAACAUUAAAAUGCCAUGCGAAUACUUAAUGACUCGUUUACCUUUAAAAAUGACUGCCAGCUUUACCGUUGACGACAACACGUUACAAUCCACGUUAAGCAAGGAUAUAUUAACAGGAGCUUGUAACCUAAAUAAAAUGGACAUAGCAAUUAAUGUUCGCUCUAAUAAUUACUAUAGAAUUACUCCAUUUCUCGCAACAUUGCGUUGUUUAAUAUGCCUUUAUCACAAACAAAGACUUCUUUCGAUGAUAUUUUUAUUGCGUUUGUUAUAUUAUUAUAGUCCGGCAAAAAUAGAGUAUUCCAUCAUUUGUGGCUAAAGAUGUAAUCAUUUAUAAACGUUGAUUCUUGUAAAAAAAUAAUACAAUAUUUUUGCAACGACCG
This is a messenger RNA of Formica exsecta, 2518 nucleotides long. It is a transcript of the gene Galphaq, whose product is annotated as guanine nucleotide-binding protein G(q) subunit alpha. Gene Ontology annotation, molecular function: GTPase activity; guanyl nucleotide binding; G protein-coupled receptor binding. Gene Ontology annotation, cellular component: heterotrimeric G-protein complex. Lineage: Eukaryota; Metazoa; Arthropoda; Insecta; Hymenoptera; Formicidae. The record is from RefSeq and is a predicted model, not a curated record. The coding region runs from base 649 to 1839 and encodes 396 amino acids. The transcript is spliced from 9 exons. Gene Ontology annotation, biological process: phospholipase C-activating dopamine receptor signaling pathway; adenylate cyclase-modulating G protein-coupled receptor signaling pathway.